Molecule: messenger RNA, 4354 nt
Organism: Lytechinus variegatus (green sea urchin)
Lineage: Eukaryota; Metazoa; Echinodermata; Echinoidea; Temnopleuroida; Toxopneustidae
Product: WD repeat-containing protein 3-like
Exons: 25
Coding region: 141-2972 (943 amino acids)
Biological process (GO): maturation of SSU-rRNA
Cellular component (GO): small-subunit processome; Pwp2p-containing subcomplex of 90S preribosome
Molecular function (GO): protein binding; snoRNA binding
Source: RefSeq, a predicted model, not a curated record
AUCCAUCGGUUGCGGGCCGGCUGUUGUCUCUCAGCUCAGACUCAGUCAUGAGAAAAAAUGACUUGAGGAAAACUUAACAUCGAUUCAUUCAUCACAUAUUAUUUGUCCAUCACUGGUAUUCUCUAUGUUAAUUAUUGAGGAUGGGGUUGACUAAACAAUACCUACGCUUUAUACAGAGUGCUGUAUUUGGAGUCGUUGGAACAACCAAAGCCAAUGUAGUGUUCACCAAAGAUCAUCAGUUUGUUGCAGUAUCUGCUGUAGAACAUGUUAUCAUCUGGAGCUUAAAGAAAGCGGAGAAGGUACUAUUACUUGAAGGCAGUAAACAUGAGGUCACUUGUCUUGCUCAGACUGAUGCUCGUCCAAUCAUUGCUGUUGGUUAUUCAGAUGGAUCUAUUAAGCUCUUUGAUAGUAAUAAUGGAGAUGUGAUUGUUACAUUUAAUGGUCAUAAGACAGCUGUAUCUACAAUGCAUUUUGAUGAACAUGCUCUUCGUCUUGCUUCUGGCUCAAAGGACACUGAUGUAAUAAUAUGGGAUGUCGUUAAUGAGAGUGGUCUGUAUAGAUUAAAAGGUCAUCGUGGUAUGGUGACCAGGGUUAACUUCAUGGCACAUCACAAUAUUGUCAUCUCAAGUUCCAAGGAUACAUUUGUAAAGUUCUGGGAUUUAGACACACAGCAUUGCUUCAAGACACUGGUUGGACAUAGAAGUGAGGUAUGGGACUUUGCUCUGCUACCUGACGAUAAAGGACUAGUGACUGGAACAUCAGGGAGCGAUCUUCAAGUAUGGGAAAUCACCUUCCAAGAUGAGCUAGAAGGUGAUGAUGGAGAGAACAAAGGACCAUCUCCUGCCAAAAGACCAAGAAGGACAAUGAAUGAAGAUGAUGAUGAGGAGGAUGAGGAGGAUGAGGAUGAUGAAGAAGGUGAUGAUAAUAGUAUCUUAACCUGUGUCAAAGCUGGAACCAUCCUAAGGAAGGGAAGUGAUAGAGUAGUAUCUUUACACAUUGAUUCUACAGGAAGAAUACUGGGAUGCCAUGGUCCAAGCCCCAAUCUUGAGCUUUUCAAAGUUUGUAAUGCUCAGGAGCAGAAGAAGAAACUACUCAAGAAGCAGAAGAGAGAAAGAAAACGAUCAAGAGGUGAAGAUGGUGAUGAAGUAGAUGUAUCUAACAUCAAGCUAACAGCGGAAGAUAAGAUUCAACCUCUUACAAAUAUCAAAGCUUCGGCAAAACUCAGAUCCUUCCAUUCUUACAUGGAUAGGAAUGGAGAAGUGAGACUGGUAACCCUUUUACAGAACAACACCCUAGAAGCAUACAAGGUAGAUCUUACAGCUGAUAAACCUGUUGGGAAUAAAGAAUAUGUUAUCAGUCUUGCUGGUCAUCGUCAUGAUGUCAGGACACUAUCAAUUAGCUCUGAUAAUACAGCUUUGCUUUCUGCAGGAGGGAAUGCUGUCAAGAUAUGGAACAGAUCCACUCAGCAGUGUAUUCGAACCAUGAAGUGUGGUCAUGCAUUAUCAUCUAUCUUUGCUCCAGGAAACAGGCAUUGCAUUGUGGGUAAUAAGGCAGGUCAACUAGAAAUGUUUGAUAUUGCGUCUGGUUCAUUGAUGGAAUCUUUUGAGGCACACGAGGGAGCUGUUUGGUCUAUCUGUUUAUCACCAGAUAAGAGGGGCUUUGUGACAGGAAGUGCUGAUAAGACUUUGAAGUUUUGGGAAUUUGAACUUGUAAGCUCAGAGAAUGAUGAAGGCAGAACUAUACGUGAAUUGAGCAUCAUUCACACCAGGACAUUGAAGAUGUCUGAUGAUGUGUUAUGUGUGAAGUACUCCCCAGAUGGUAGACUAGUAGCAGCAUCACUCUUAGAUAGCACUGUUAAAGUAUUCUUUGCUGACACACUCAAGUUCUUUCUGUCUCUGUAUGGACAUAAACUACCAGUACUCAACAUGGAUAUCUCUUCAGAUAGUACAUUGUUGGUAACUGGGUCAGCAGAUCGGAAUGUGAAGCUAUGGGGUUUAGACUUUGGUGAUUGUCAUAAGUCUAUGUUUGCUCAUGAUGAUAGUGUAAUGUGUAUAGGGUUUCUACAUGAUACUCAUCUGUUUUUCACUGGAGGGAAAGAUGGAAAGAUUAAACAAUGGGAUGGAGAUCACUUUCAACAGAUAACUACAUUAGAGGGUCAUCAUGGGGAGGUUUGGUGUAUGGCUAUCAGUCCUGAUGGUAGCUUUAUGGUGAGUGCAUCACAUGACAAAUCUCUGAGGAUAUGGGAGAAGACUGAGGAGCCUUUGGUAUUAGAAGAAGAACAGGAAAUGGAAAGAGAGAGAAAAUAUGAAGAGAGUCUCAAUAAGGAAGAACAACCGAUCGCAGGUGAACCUACAGGGGGAGAGGUGUCCUUGCCUGAGAAGAGAACAGCAGAGACAUUGAAAGGAGCAGAGAGAUUGAUGGAAGCUCUUAAUCUUUACCAGGAAGAAACAGCUAAGAUGGAAGAUUAUAAAGACAGGUGUAAGGCUGCAGGAAAAGAGCUUCCACCACCAGACCAGCAUCCUAUUCUCAUGGCGUAUGGAAACCUUACACCUCUCAGAUAUGUAGGAGAUGUUAUAAAGAAGACUAAAUCAAGUGAACUAGAAGAGAGCUUAUUAUUAUUACCUCUAGACUAUGUGCUUCAGCUAUUACCUCUGUUAGAGACUCUCAUUCAAGAAUCAAGAGAAGUGGAGCUUGCUUGUAGAUGUCUUCUCUUCCUUCUCAGGAUCCAUCACGGUCAGAUAACAUCUAAUCAGAAAUUGCUUCCUAUGGUUGACAGACUGAGGAAGACAACAUUAACAAAGGCUAAUAAACUAAGGGACACCAUAGGAUUCAAUUUAGCCGGUCUUCAUUUCUUGAAGGAUAAGCUAGAAGCUGAGAAUGAAGUUCAACUCUUUGCUGAUGCUACUGCUAAUUACCAGACGAAGAAGAAGAAACAAAAGAAGAGAGCAGAAAGAGCAAUUAUUAAAUUAUGAUGACAUGAACUUUACCUCGUAGUUUUUAAAGGUAAUGAAAAUGAAGAUUUCAGCGGUAGUUAGAGAUAUCCUUUCAAAUGGUAAAUUGCUGAUUGGUCUAAUUGCCUUCAUGUACUUUCUGUUUAGACUUGUCUAUCAUGGUCUCAUCCUAGUUUGUAUACAUCUAGCUUGUUUACAAACCAUAUGACUAUUUGGGCUAAUUGACAUUUAGUUUAUUCUGCCCCUGGGUCUUACCAUGUCAUGUUCCCAUCUGAAUAUCCCCAUUAUGUCUUAUAUUCACUUGGUCUUACACCACUGGGUGUAUAUGGUAAGCUGAACAAAAUUUCAUUUAACAAAGUAAUAGUAGACAAUAGUCAAAAUUAGACCAAGUGGGUAUUCAGGAGAAAGAUAAAAAGGAUAAGUUAGUAUUAGACAUUGGACCUGUCUUACAAGAGUUGCGAUUGAUCUGAUCAAUCUCAACUAUGGAAAGCCAACAUCUAAAAUGCAUGUUUGAUCAAGAUGUUUUCUAGAUAUGACGAAUGUUAAAUAAAUUCAUUUUUUUCUUGAAAAUUUUGUGUGUUCACCUUUAAUUUUGCAAAUUUCAUGUAGAAAAAAUUAUGCCUCUGAUGGAUUUCCAUAGAUUGACAAUUGAUUGAAUCAAAUUUUGUAACUCUUUGUUAGACAGGGCUCAAGUGAAGAAUAGACUGAACAACAAGAAGACCAAAUUGAUAGUAGGGUUAAGCCUAUGUGGUGUAUGUAUUAGACAUAAACCAAGUGAAUAUACUGUACAUGUAUGUUGCCCAUCCGCUCAGAAAAUACCUUAAAAUGUCACCACAAUUUUAAGGAUUUUUCAUAAUUUUUAGUAAUUAGGGAUGUAUUCCCUUUUUCUUUUUAAAGCCUAUCUUUAAUUACGAAGUCCCCAAAAGUGCAUGUCACUGUUCCAGUUUAUUACUUAUAAUAUAUGAAUGUGUAAAAUGAUAAUGAUGAGAAGGAUAUGAAAGGAAAAUGUUUCAUUGGAUAAAUUUACAGAUUUUACAUCACAUUUUUUUUAUCUGGUGCCCAAUCGAAAGAAAGUAUUUGCAUGUUUAUGGUCUUGUUUAUAUAAAACCAUUCUCAACCAUGGAAUUGGCUGAAAAUUUGUAAAGUAAGAGCUCAAACUUCUAUUUUGAAUAAGAAUUAAAAUAUUACCAAGAGAGUGCACUAGAUGCCAAAUUUAAAUCAUUACAGCUGAAAAAGGGUCGAAUUUGAAGUUCAAUAGUUGAACGAAAAAUGACCACUACACUUUUGGAAUAUUCUAAUGAUAGUUAAUACUCGAGUAUAAUUCACAUUCCCGACCAUUCAGUGCCCAUUUUGCUGCAAAUUCGAUCAAAUAAGAUCAAAGGGAGAAUAAUGCAAUUUCACUG